This is a messenger RNA of Carassius auratus (goldfish), 613 nucleotides long. RefSeq names its product ankyrin-2-like. NCBI's taxonomy places the organism in Eukaryota, Metazoa, Chordata, Actinopteri, Cypriniformes, Cyprinidae. The coding region runs from base 39 to 488 and encodes 149 amino acids. Gene Ontology annotation, molecular function: protein binding. The record is from RefSeq and is a predicted model, not a curated record. The transcript is spliced from 4 exons. Gene Ontology annotation, cellular component: cytoplasm.
ACACAGCAGUGAAGCUCUUAUUGGAGAGAGGAGCCCCUAUGCUGGCCAGAACCAAGAACGGUUUAUCUCCACUCCACAUGGCAGCGCAGGGUGACCAUGUGGAGUGUGUCAAACACCUGCUGCAGCACAAGGCACCUGUUGAUGAUGUCACACUGGACUACUUGACAUCCCUCCAUGUUGCUGCUCACUGUGGUCACUACAGAGUUACCAAACUUCUGCUAGACAAGAGAGCCAACCCAAAUGCUAGAGCAUUGAAUGGUUUCACUCCUCUACACAUUGCCUGUAAGAAAAACAGAGUCAAAGUGAUGGAGCUCUUGAUCAAGUAUGGAGCAUUCAUUCAAGCUAUCACUGAGUCUGGUCUCACACCAAUCCAUGUGGCAGCCUUCAUGGGUCAUCUCAACAUUGUUCUUUUACUAUUGCAGAGUGGAGCUUCGCCUGAUGUUAGCAACAUAGUAAGUAAACAUCAAGCUGUCUGUCUUCCAUCAUAGAAUCUUAAAAGUGGUCAAUGUGGAAUGUUCUACAUACUGUAGGCUGUGCUAAAUGAAGCUCAUAAUUUUUUCGGAUUUUUUUAUUUUUAUUUUUAUUUUUAUUAAUAUCCAUCAGUAUAUUGAAA